Molecule: messenger RNA, 2122 nt
Organism: Saccostrea cuccullata (small rock oyster)
Lineage: Eukaryota; Metazoa; Mollusca; Bivalvia; Ostreida; Ostreidae
Exons: 3
Coding region: 818-2122 (434 amino acids)
Source: RefSeq, a predicted model, not a curated record
UUUCCCUUUAACAGAUAAAUCACAGCCCGCCAUUUGAAGAGAAUACAAGAAAACCCUUAUAGUGUUACAUAUACAUAGGAUGGAUCAUAUCACCCGUCUAUCAGGUGUCCUGUAUGUUGGUCUGUGUGGGAAGAUAGGGACACCGACAGAAGUGGCCAUCAGAAGGGACGUGAUCGACAUAAAAGAGAUGAUACAGAAACCUGUUAAUAAUCAUAGAGGAUAUACUGUAAUGGAUAGUGGUAGUUAUAGAGAGGGAUUUAGGUUGACAUCAUCUGACAUGGAUUCAAUGUUCUGGCUUUGUAAUUAUAAAUUAAUUACUGACAUCUCCCAGGCUCAGCUUUAUAAUACAUCAAAGCAUACUAUUGUGCUAAUGGAAGAUUCUGAUACACCGCCAGGAUUUGUCAAACUGCGCCUCCUAACACCAGUGCAAUACAUAGGCACGGCAUCAUGUUUUGUUUUUUUUAAUGGUUGGGCUUAUUUAUCGAGUCUGCUGUGGAGAGAACAAUUUUUUCAGUUAAAGAUUAAGACAGGUUUUAACCCUGAAAAUGUCAGAAUUCAUGGUCCUUGUAGUAGUAGUUUCUAUGGACCUAUUGAAUUCGAUGAAGCUUACUGUUUAGCCACAUUUCCUUGACCUAAACUAUUAGGAAGUUGGAUUGAAAGAUGCCAGAGACACACCUGGCCGCCGGUACCUGUGUUAGAAAAAAUCCUAAAAAAUGAAUGUCACUGUGUGCCUAUUGGUAGUAAAGUUGAUGUGACUCCUAACGAACUGGAAUGGAGGUUAUCAUUUUCUCAAGCCGAGCAACAACUAGUGUGUGCCAUGAAUCAUGCACAAUUUCUAUGUUACGGACUCCUGAAAAUAUUUCUGAAGGAAGUUAUCAAUUGUGGGGAGGAUGAAUUACUGUGUUCAUAUUACAUGAAAACCACAAUGUUCUGGAUGAUGCAAUUAGGACAAGUGAGAUGGUGCCCAAACAACUUACUGGAUUGCUUUUGGAGUUGUUUUAAAUAUCUUCUUCAUUGUGUUUAUCGUGGGGUUUUCCCUAAUUUUUUUAUCCCACAAAACAACAUGUUCAUGAACAAAAUUGUUGAUGAUUCACGUGAAUCUCUUUUACAACAGCUUUAUCAGUAUUACAGAAUGGGCGUGUCCUGUUUACUGCUGAGUCCAACUCUCAGAUCAAUCCUUGAACCAGCCCUCAGUACCCCGUCCUUUGAAUUAUCUCCUGCUGAGGGAGAACUCAUAAGUAUUGCAAAUUUAGAUAUAUGUUGCAUACGUGAAUUCAAUCGCUUAAGAGUUCAUGCUCAAUCCAUAUGGGAAUCUUAUCUUUAUUUAAAAUCAAUUAACACACUAUUUCGGUUUUCAAACUCACCACACCAAUUAUUAACAUUAAAGUACUAUACUGCUCAGACUCUUGUUCGUUCAGCCUUUAUAAUGACAAAUAGUGCUUCAUAUUGUACCCAUAAAAAUAUCUAUAACUUAGAUACAAAAAUUUGUGGCAUGUUGAAAAUGGCAGCAAGAUUAGGGUCUGUGCCUUAUUUACUUUAUCUCGCAUUGUAUUACUACAGAACAAGACGAUAUGACAAAGCAGUACGAUUCAGUAAUCUCACUAAACGAAAAUUGUUAGAUGACUUUAUUAUAUAUCAAUAUAUUUUUGAUAAACAAAGGUACAAUGAAACUGUAGGUAAUCUAUCUUUGUCUAAAAGAAUGGGAUUGGCCUGGGUGGAUGAUGUGUAUUUAUUUCACAAUAUUCCAUGUAUUGAAGAAUUAUUUUUAGAACAAAAUGUAAGUCAACAAAGGAGAAGGCAAGACCAACAUUUACCACCAUUUGUUAUGGUAGAGAUGUUGUCUGUGUUAUCUCACUAUAGACUAGGUAAUAGAUCUCAGUGUUUACAGUCACUGACAGACCUACAGACACUGUUGCUCUAUGAUGACGGGAGAUAUGUUCCUUUUUACACCAGAGACCUAUCCUGGCAGAUACUAGGGAUCUGUCAGCAUGUUGUGGGAGACUUACACGGGGCGUUACGGUCCUAUGAAGAGUCACUCAGACAGGAACCAUUCCAGGGCAUAAAAGAAGCUACAUAUUUUAGAACAGAAUGUGUUAAACAACAAUUACAAAGAAAUAUAUAG